Messenger RNA from Taeniopygia guttata (zebra finch), 729 nucleotides. It is a transcript of the gene MCTS1, whose product is annotated as MCTS1 re-initiation and release factor. The record is from RefSeq and is marked provisional. Gene Ontology annotation, molecular function: RNA binding. Lineage: Eukaryota; Metazoa; Chordata; Aves; Passeriformes; Estrildidae. Gene Ontology annotation, biological process: formation of translation preinitiation complex.
GCCGGCCCCGGCCUGCCCGCCCGCCCGGCGCCCCCCGCCCGCAGGAUGUUCAAAAAAUUUGAUGAAAAGGAGAAUGUAUCAAACUGUAUCCAGCUGAAGACUUCAGUUAUUAAAGGAAUCAAGAAUCAACUGAUAGACCAGUUUCCUGUUAUUGAACCAUGGCUAAACCAAAUCAUGCCAAAGAAAGAUCCAGUUAAAAUAGUGAGAUGUCAUGAGCAUAUAGAAAUCCUCACUGUGAAUGGGGAGUUGCUGUUCUUCAGACAAAGAGAAGGGAUUUUUUACCCAACGCUAAGGUUGCUUCACAAAUACCCAUUUAUUCUCCCGCAUCAGCAGGUUGAUAAAGGCGCCAUUAAAUUCGUCCUGAGUGGAGCUAAUAUAAUGUGCCCUGGCCUGACGUCUCCUGGAGCAAAGCUUUACCCUGCUGCUGUUGACACUGUUGUUGCAAUUAUGGCAGAGGGAAAACAACAUGCAUUAUGUGUGGGAGUAAUGAAGAUGUCAGCUGAGGACAUUGAGAAGGUCAACAAAGGGAUUGGUAUUGAAAAUAUCCACUAUUUAAAUGAUGGCCUUUGGCAUAUGAAGACAUACAAGUGAAACAACAAGAACUGUUACUCCAAAGGAAUGCACUUAGAUUAAAUGUGGACUGCUUUGUAAUUCCUUGUUUUUAAUGUGACUGAAUGUACAAAUUAUUUUGUUCUGUGGCUAUGCUAAAUAAAUCAGUUGAAUGCAAAA